Molecule: messenger RNA, 519 nt
Organism: Oikopleura dioica
Lineage: Eukaryota; Metazoa; Chordata; Appendicularia; Copelata; Oikopleuridae
Source: the annotation of a GenBank genome assembly
AUGACGAGCACGUUGACAAGAGUAUUUGUGUGUCUUCUGGGAGUUGGAAUUUCUUACUACGCAUUUGAUGUCGACCAGAAAAUUGCAGAAAAUCCAGAGCACGAGGCUACCUGUGAUUUUCCCUCGCCUUCUGCUUCUUUUAAAAUAUCCUGCUCCACUGCUUUCAACUCCGAAUACGGAAAAGGCUUCGGCUUCAUUUGCCCGAUUCUGGGAGAAGAUUCGCCCCUUUGUCAGAAAAAUAGCCUAUACGGAAUCGUCAGCUACUCCCUUAUGAUUCCACUUGUGCUCAUGCAAAAUGUCUUUGCUGCAGAAGUUUUGCUCAUUAUUUCUUUAGCUUCGAUUGUGAUCAGCCUCUUCUUGGCCUACGUACUUGUGCUGUUGAAAACAGUCUGUCUUGUCUGCAUCGGAACUUAUGUGAUCAACAUCCUUUUACUCAAGCAAAACUGGCAAGCGAGAAAAGAAAUCAUGGCAAUGAGAUAUGCUGAUGUUGAAAUCGAACAAAUAAAGAAGAACAACUAG